Molecule: messenger RNA, 991 nt
Organism: Caenorhabditis auriculariae
Lineage: Eukaryota; Metazoa; Nematoda; Chromadorea; Rhabditida; Rhabditidae
Source: the annotation of a GenBank genome assembly
AUGUCGCAUUUGAUAUUUUGGACACUAGCGUUCGUUACACUGGUCACCGCGCAGUUUGAUGGUAUCGAAAAUAUUUCUAAGUUUGUUUGAAAUCUUUCGUUUGUAGGCCUUCCACGGAUGAAUGGCGGAAACGGUUUCGCAGGCAAGUUAUAUCAAUAUUCCAACCGAAAAAUACUAAUUUUUCAGCUCCUCUUCCUACUCUGCCCACUAACGCUCUCGGAGGUUCGCUGUAGUUAAAGAAAAAAAAAAUGUUUUAACCAGUUUCAUUUUUCUAAAUCAGUUGACUAUUACACCGAACGAAAGACAUUUUAGUUGAUUUCAACUUUUGAUUGGAAAAAAUUGAAAUUCACUCUCCUUGUAUUAGGUUCGUAACUCAAUUCCGUUUUUGAGGUAUGAGAAUUUCGAUAGGGAGAAUCAUAACAGCUGAACAUUUUUGAGUACCUCUGCGUGUGUGUUCUUAUUCUAAAUUAUUUAGAAUAAGAUUUUUUUACUAAGUUCACGUUUAUAUUUAGACUAAAUAUAAACGUGGAUUUAGUACAAAUAAACUCUCUGUUUAAGUCCGUUUUUCUCGACUUGAAAGGACGAGACUUCUCUGCGCCCUUCUUAUUUCUCGACGUCAAUUGAUAUUUCAGAACGAUUUUAGAAAACCAUCACAAGUUCCAAAAACAAGAAAAUUUGACUGUAACUUCCUGACUUUCUCUCGAGAAACAAAAAGCUAACUGUUCUUAACUGGUUCAAUUUUUAAGACGUAAUCGGCGAAGGACCGGUGCUCAUCGACCCCGCUCCGGUGGUGGAAACCCAGAGUGAGUGAACCUAUCCAGGAAUUCCUAAACACGUUAGAUUUGCAGAUGAUCACAUCGCACACGUCAAUAAAAGUAUGUUUAUGAAGAGAAAAACUUAAAAUCACGAUUCUUUUUGCAUUCAAGUGGUCGAGAAAGUUAUGCAAGACGUGCGAGCUACCCAGCCCGAGCCAGUCCCCAAUCAACAAUAA